AUGAAUCUUUGUUUAACGUGUCAGCAAAACACGACGAAACUGCAGCGAGCUGCUAACCUCUCAGAUGAAGAAAAAUCAGAUUGUGUAAAAGCUGAACAGGAACAUUUGGACAUUGCACAAAGCAAGAGAGAAUGUUACAGGAACCCUGGUAAGGAAUGCGAGAGAUUUCUUCAAACAAUUGACACUAAUACUCUGCUGAUCUGUGAAACCCGACGGGCCUGUUCUUUAAAUGCAUCAAUACAUUACUCAUUUGACUUUGCACAACAGAUACAUGUACCAAGCAAUGAUUGAAUAACCAUGGACUGGGAGAACAUCAUGCGCAUCUUUAUGUGGACAAUUGCACCAGCCAAAACAAAAACAGCUUUUUCCUUUGGUACCUGACAUACAGAAUUUUGCUGAAACUUCACCGCUCAAUUACAUACUCUUUUCUAAUAGCAGGACACACAAAGUUUGGUCCUGAUCAAUCCCUUGGCUUGACUAAGAAAGUAUAUAAGGUGACUCAUGUCUCUUCAUCGUAUGAAUUUGCUAGAUUGGUUGAGACCUCUAGUAACAGUGGCUUAAACAGAGUACAGCUGGUUGGAACCUAUGAUGGUCGAAUCAUUGUUCCCGUACGUGAUUGGGCGUCAUUCCUUGGCCAGUAUUUUAGAAAGUUCCCGAACAUUAAGAAGUGUCAUCAUUUCCGGUUUUCUUAG
Messenger RNA from Porites lobata, 692 nucleotides. Lineage: Eukaryota; Metazoa; Cnidaria; Anthozoa; Scleractinia; Poritidae. The record is from the annotation of a GenBank genome assembly.